AGGACAACAGCACUGUAAAAGCUUAACUGAAAAGCAGGAUGGAGAUGAGACAGGUCUCAGUUAAAAAACGCCACCUGGAUUCGUAUAACAGGCUCGAUUCCUGUGUAGACAAUGAUGACAUGCAUGAGAACAUCAACUCAGGAGGUGACAUAUCAGGAAGCAGAUAUUACAGACUUGCUGCAGUGUGUUUGACCCUGCUGUGUGUUCUCCUGAUUUUUGCUGUCUCAGUGCUGUGGGUCAAGUUCAACAACCUCACUACAAAAAACACUGAUUUACAGACUCAGUACAGAAACCUCACACUUGAGAAAGCCCAGCUCCAGACUGGCUACGAAAACCUGACUUUCGAGAGAGACCGGUUACAGACCAGGUACAACAACCUGACUGUUGAGGGAGACCGGCUACAGACCAGCUACAACAACCUAACAGUCGAGAGAGACCGGUUACAGACCAGCUACAACAACCUAACAGUCGAGAGAGACCGGUUACAGACCAGCUACAACAACCUGACAUUCGAGAGAGACCGGUUACAAACCAGCUACAACAACCUGACAGUCGAGAGAGACCGGCUACAGACCAGCUACAACAACCUGACCGUCGCGGGAGACCGGCUACAGACCAGCUACAACAACCUGACAGUCGAGAGAGACCGGCUACAGACCAGCUACAACAACCUGACAGUCGAGAGAGACCGGUUACAGACCAGCUACAACAACCUGACAGUCGAGAGAGACCGGUUACAGACCAGCUACAACAACCUGACAGUCGAGAGAGACCGGUUACAAAUCAGCUACAACAACCUGACAGUCGAGAGAGACCGGUUACAGACCAGCUACAACAACCUGACAGUCGAGAGAGACCGGUUACAGACCAGCUACAACAACCUGACAGUCGAGAGAGACCGGCUACAGACCAGCUACAACAACCUGACAGUCGAGAGAGACUGGUUACAGACCAGCUACAACAAUCUGACUAUCGAGAGAGACCAGUUACAGACCAACAAUCUGAACAUGAGAGACCAGGACCAGGCGAAAUGUAAAGAACUGGCUAAUGAAAUGGAGAAACUGCAGAAAAACUACAGCACCAUGGCAAACCAAAAAGACCAGUUACAGAAGGAGAAAGAGGAACUUCAGAACCAUUUGGCAGAGAUAGCUGCACAAAGCAAACUAGGCUGGUUCUACUUCAGCUCGAGUUUUUACUAUGUCUCUACUGAGAAGAAAAGCUGGAAUAACGCCAGACAGUACUGCAAAACAAACGGAGCAGACCUCGUGAUCAUCAAUAGCAAAGAGGAACAGGAUUUCCUUGUCAAGAAGCUGAGCAAAGAUGAGGCUUGGAUUGGUUUACAUGACCAAGUCAAAGAGGGGACCUGGAAAUGGGUGGAUGGUUCAGCACUGACAUUUUCGAACUGGGCUCGUGGGGAACCCAAUGAUGCAGGUAAUGAGGACUGUGCUGAGCUUUGGAAUCUUCCAGGUAAACUGGGCUGGAAUGAUGGGCUGUGCACAAACAAAGUGAAAUGGAUCUGUGAGAAACCGACUUCUCAAUGAUUAAACUCUGUCUGCAGCAAUCUCCAAUGACCGUGUUACAAAAGCACCCCGAGUACUCAAUCCACUUAUAAUCUUAAGGCCAAUUUAUGCUGACAACCCAGUCCUCGCAGACAGCGUUGCAGAUGGUGUCUGCGUAGCCCCCCCCACCUUCACAGACGCUCUGCGCGCACCUCCCAAAAUUUGUGACCACCGCAGAAGCCUCGCAGACAGCGUCGCAGACAAGAGGGCUCCGAUUGGUCCACUCUACAUCUGCUGUACACACACUUCCGCUUCCCUACUUUCCCGGUUUGGUUUGUUUUCACGACCACCAUUUUUAAAAACACGAGCGAAGAUGGAGCAGCACGAAGAGCGGUUG
Molecule: messenger RNA, 1896 nt
Organism: Neoarius graeffei (lesser salmon catfish)
Lineage: Eukaryota; Metazoa; Chordata; Actinopteri; Siluriformes; Ariidae
Product: C-type lectin domain family 4 member M-like
Exons: 6
Coding region: 39-1541 (500 amino acids)
Molecular function (GO): signaling receptor activity
Source: RefSeq, a predicted model, not a curated record